This is a messenger RNA of Sciurus carolinensis (gray squirrel), 2833 nucleotides long. RefSeq names its product RAB27A, member RAS oncogene family (gene Rab27a). The transcript has 6 exons. Gene Ontology annotation, cellular component: secretory granule; melanosome. The coding region runs from base 143 to 805 and encodes 220 amino acids. Gene Ontology annotation, biological process: melanosome transport; positive regulation of exocytosis. The record is from RefSeq and is a predicted model, not a curated record. Lineage: Eukaryota; Metazoa; Chordata; Mammalia; Rodentia; Sciuridae. Gene Ontology annotation, molecular function: GTPase activity; GTP binding.
CGGGAAGUGAUGUGGGGCCAGACGGAAAAUACCCGCCAAGGACCCAAAAAGGGCCAGCAGCGGUGGACGCCGAGGCAGGGACACUACCGCGGUGGGGCCAGGACCGCCAGGCCGAGGCAGGUGAAUCACUGAGUUCUUCAUUAUGUCUGAUGGAGAUUAUGAUUACCUCAUCAAGUUUUUAGCUUUGGGAGAUUCUGGAGUAGGGAAGACCAGUGUACUUUACCAGUACACAGAUGGUAAAUUUAAUUCCAAAUUUAUCACGACAGUGGGCAUCGAUUUUAGGGAAAAGAGAGUGGUGUACAGGGCCAAUGGGCCAGACGGAGCCAUUGGCAGAGGCCAGAGAAUCCACCUGCAGUUAUGGGACACUGCUGGGCAGGAGAGGUUUCGUAGUUUGACAACAGCAUUCUUCAGAGAUGCUAUGGGUUUUCUUCUACUUUUUGAUCUGACAAAUGAGCAGAGUUUCCUCAAUGUCCGAAACUGGAUAAGCCAGCUACAAAUGCAUGCAUAUUGUGAAAACCCAGACAUAGUGCUAUGUGGAAAUAAGAGUGAUUUGGAAGACCAGAGAGUAGUAAAAGAAGAAGAAGCCAGAGGACUUGCUGAAAAAUAUGGCAUCCCCUACUUUGAAACUAGUGCUGCCAAUGGGACAAACAUAAACCAGGCGAUUGAGAUGCUCCUGGACCUGAUAAUGAAGCGAAUGGAACGGUGUGUGGACAAGUCCUGGAUUCCUGAAGGAGUGGUGCGGUCCAAUGGCCAUACCACUACAGAUCCAUUAAGUGAAGAAAAGAAGGGGGCAUGUGGCUGUUGAAAACUCAAGUGAGCGAGAUCAUAUUUCUGGUGGCCCAUGUCUGUGAUCUUCUCUAUGGCCAAUACAUGGCACAGUGAGAUUAAUAGGCAUUGGGUACAAACUGCUUCUCCCCAUCUCCUUAGACCUACUAACUGAGCAUCCAGUCUUUAUUUUGUUGCAGCUUUAUAAAUGUUUAAGAUUCAGCCUGAGAGUUAGGAAAAAUACUUCACAUAGCCCAAAGUGCCUUUUACAACCUUAGCCCAUGAUGAUAAAUCAUUCAAGGAUUCAUGAAUUUGUAACCACAGAAGAGUGUAUUACACAGAAUGCUGAGGAUACCACCGCCUGCCUUAAUGCAAAUAAACCUAGAAUCUCACAUUAAGAUUUUAGGAAUAGUUAUAAAAUAAUCACAGUUUUGAAUCCAAAUUUACAAACCAUACCAUAGGUGACCUUCUAAAAUUGCCAUUUCAACCACUUGAAUAUCAAAUAAUAAUAUACACAUCAGAUUAAUGUCUUUGAGCAUUAAUUUGAUGUAAGCAUCCCCUUUAACAUGGAUAAAUUGGAUUGAUGAUAAACUGAUAGUGAUUGUAGACUCACUAUGAUUUUUUGUUGGUAGGAAAAGGGUUGGGGAUGGGGGCAGGGGUGGCUUAAUCAGUAUGAGCAAGUAAAGUGGGGUUAAUAAUACUCUCAGCUACAUUCCUAUUGCUCUAAAGGGCUGACAGAAGGAUCAGGAACUAGAUCUCAAAGCUUCAAUUCAUUUACAGUUGACCUGUGUACUGGACACAUCAUGGCUGGUGUUUAUGCUGUAUAUGUGAUAAGUAAACAUUUAGCUUGUUUUUCUUCAUAUUUAUAAUUUUGGUCUAGCAUCCUCUGACUGCAGUUUCAAUUAGCUUGUAGACUACUAAUCUUCUGUCUUCACUAUUAGGCUCUGUAUGGUUGAUAUUUGCAACUUGUUUUCUUCAUUGGUGCAAUUGAAGAAAUUUGUUUUUAAUUAUAUGGUAUAUUUGUUUGCUAUUUGGCAGAAGAGAGAUGGUUUUAUUUAAACAGCCACAUUUGUAUUCUAGUUCAAUCUAAGAAAAACUGAAGUGUUCUAUAGCCUGUAUUUUUCACUGGGAUCAUGGGUGUUUACUGUACUUGCUGAGUCUUGCCAAGAUCAUGUGUUCUGCUGUUUUGCCAAAGUGUCUUUAUACCAAAUUAAAGGUGGUUAAAAAAUAUGCUUCAUGGAAAUAGUUUAUAAAGUUCAAAGGUAUUUCAUUUAGAGGAAAAUUCUUGUUUAUUAAAGUUGUUUAAAUAAUGUAGAUUAAAAUUUCUAGAGAGCUAAGUGGUUAUUUAGAAGAAAUAUCACUUAUUAUAACUUAAAUAAAAAUAAAAAUAAAUGUAUUUUGUGACAGUCAAUAUUUAGCAGAACUAUAACUAGAAAAAUACAAGUAGGAAGGAAAAAUUACUUUCACAUAAGUUUCACAUGGCCUUUUAUUGAGCACUUACCAUGUUUUUUUUUGCCCCUGCCUUUCUAUCGCUUCUGUAAUAAACCUAACCAUGAUACUAAGAUUUUACAUAUUUCUAUCUUUGAAAUGAGGGCUUCUUUUAAAUACCAAAGAAGUCAUGCAUUUGAAUGAUUUUCUAAUGAGGAAAAGAUCCAGAUGUUUCAAGGGUAGGGCCAUAAUCACACAGCAGUACCUUCUAAAGCUGCCAUAAGUCUUCAGUGGAGUGUGCUAUAAUUUAGAAGUCAUACAUCAGGGCACACUUAUGUUAUCUAUUUGUAUAAUUAAAAAUAAUACAAUGUUUCAGUUUUCAAGAAUUAGAUGUAUAAGUAGUUACAGAUUCUGUUGGCCUUAAACAUAGCACACAGUUAAAGGUAUGCAUAAGAACUGCCUUUAGUAAUUAUAUAAAUAACCAGUAUUCUCUUUGAAAAUCAUGUUUAAAUUUGAUAUCAAAGUACCAUAUUUUUGUGUGUCAAUGUAUUUUUCUAUUUACAAACUGGUGUAAAAUUAAAGCAUAUCUUCAGUGAACUUAUGCCAACUAAGCGAUAAUAAAAGAGUCGUCUAAAUCUGU